AUGCUUUCUGCUGCUCGCUCAGUUCUUGUGAUUUUCUUAAUAUUCAGAGGGACCAACGGAGACUCAGUGAACCAGACAGAAGGCCCAGUGACUCUCUCAGAGGGGGCUCUUAUGACCCUGAACUGCACUUACGAGACCACUGCUUUAUCUCCCUAUCUUUUCUGGUAUGUUCAGUAUCUCAACAAAGCUCCUCAACUCCUCCUGGAAAGCUUGAAGGCAAACAAGAUGAAAGAGCAGCAAGGUUUUCAGGCCACUCUUGUUAAGACUGACCGCUCCUUCCAUCUGCGGAAACCCUCAGUGCAAACAUCAGACUCGGCUGUGUACUACUGUGCUGUGAGUGACACAGUGAGAGGGGCUGCAGGGGGAGCUGAACACAAACCCAAGGGGAGCAGGAGGGCUGAAAAAACAGCCAGUUCCAUUAGCCUCGCCAUCACAGCCUUGCAGCUCGGAGACUCAGCGGUGUAUUUCUGUGCUCUGAGAGACCGCAGUGAUGCGGGUGCCUGUGGGAGGCCCACAGAAACCUCAGAUCUCAACAUGAGGCGUCCCCCAGCUGUGAACACCUUAGUAGGUCUGUCCUGGUCUCAUGGAUUCAGCAUUGAUGUCUCAGGAAGAACUGGAGCCCAGUCAGUGACCCAGCCUGACGGUCACAUCACUGGCUCUAAAGGUCCCCCCUGA
Hippopotamus amphibius kiboko is the source of this 675-nucleotide messenger RNA. RefSeq lists its product as uncharacterized. Bases 1 to 675 code for a protein of 224 amino acids. The transcript has 4 exons. The record is from RefSeq and is a predicted model, not a curated record. NCBI's taxonomy places the organism in Eukaryota, Metazoa, Chordata, Mammalia, Artiodactyla, Hippopotamidae.